GAUAUACUCAUUCGCAUGCCAGCUACGCCUGAUGCAACAAUUAUGUUUGUUCUUAUCAGUUGCGAGUUUUGUUCGUAUAAAUACUAGACAAUUUUUACGAAUUUUGUAAUUAUACUUAUCAUUUCGUGAUAAUAAAUCACACAUGUGAUGUUACGAACUGUUUUAAAACAUUUCCUCUGCUGAUUUUUUUUUCAAAGUUUAUAAAUUUUGAUUUCGUGUGUGCUUAUUUAAAAAAGUUGUCAACAUUGUUGUAUACUAAAACAUAACUAAAGAACUAAACUCGAUAAAAAUUCCCAUCGUUGAAGAAAACAUGAAAAAAGUAGCGAUUAUUGGAGCUGGAUUAUCGGGUCUUGCGGCCACCAAACGUGUCACCGAAUCUCCGGACAGUUUUGAAUGUUGCACUUUUGAAUUAUCUGAUAAUAUUGGAGGCACGUGGGUAUACACUGAUAAAACUGGUAAAGAUGAACACGGAAUACCAAUUCACUCGAGCAUGUAUCAAGGCUUAAGAACAAAUUUACCCAAAGAAGUUAUGGAAUUUCCGGAAUUUCCUCAUAAAAACUUCGAUAACAGAUCAUAUCUGACUGCAGCCGAAGUUCUGCGGUACGUGGAAGACUAUGCAGAAUAUUUCAAUCUAAAAAAAUACAUCAAGUUUCUACAUUAUGUAAAAAGUGUUGCACCAAUACAGAAUGGAAGAUGGGAAAUACAAGUCACUGACCUGCAACUUUCUAAAGACUGCACUUAUUACUUCGACAGUGUUAUGAUAUGCGUUGGCAACUACAGCAAUCCAGACAUUCCAAGCAUUCCAAACAUAGCGAAUUUCCAAGGAUUACAACUGCACAGUCACGAUUACAGAGAACCAUCCAGAUUUAAAAAUCAGACAGUAGUUGUGAUAGGGGCAGGAUCUUCCGGAAUGGAUAUUUCUUGUCAUGUCAGCAAUCAUGCAGAAAAGGUUUACCUGAGUCAUCACAAUAAUAAAAUCCUCAACACAGUAUUCCCUGAAAACCUACAUCAUAAACCAGAUAUCCAAGAAAUUCGCGAUGGAAAUAUUCUUUUCAAAGACGGAUCCGAAGUAUCUGCUGAUACCAUUAUAUACUGCACAGGAUAUUUAAUCAAAUACCCUUUUCUUGAUGAAAAAUGCAAAAUUAAAGUGGAAAAUAAUGUGAUAAAACCUCUUUACAAACGAAUGAUCAAUAUCGAAUACCCUACUAUGGGUUUUAUCGGCGCUUUAAGGGAUAGUCCCAAUUUCGACUUAUUUGAUUUACAAGCUCGUUGUUUCUUGAAUAUCCUCAAAGGAGUUGCAGUACUGCCCAGCACACAAGAUAUGCUUUCUGAAACAGAACGAGAAUUCAAUGAACACAUGAAAAGAACCAAUAACGAGAAAUCUUUUCUCAGCAUAAAAGGACAUUUCGCUAAAAUUUAUUUCGACGAGUUAUCGCGUCUUGGAAAAUUACCAUUUACAAAACCAGUAUUAUUCGAUAUCUAUAGCUCUGGGCAAGAUAGUCGAGCUAAAGAUUUCAAAAAUUUCAGGACUAAGGUUUACAGAUUAAUUAAUGAUCGAGAAUAUAUCGUCGAAGAGCAGAAAGUUCAUUAGAUUGGAUAUUGAAAUUUGAACAUUAUUUUCAUAAUUAUAAGGUCAAGUCAACUAAAUAAGAUGUAAGUGUUUGAAAAUCUGAGUUUUCGGAUACUUUAAAAUAUGUAGUACCUAAUUAGGAUGAUAUUGGAAUUCAUUCGAGUAAACAAUAAAAUUGAACCAUUUGAACUUGUAAAUUAUGAAUAAUUACAUAUUAUGCCAAUCGACAACUCAAGACCAAUUUGCAGCGAUCAACUGAUUGGUAAAAUUUUCAAAAUUUGUAUGUUUUCCCAGAAUAUCGUUUUGCGCCUUGAACAUCGAUGUGUAUACAACUUAACACUCAUCCAAAAUAAACACUUUUUCAAAUAA
Planococcus citri (citrus mealybug) is the source of this 1939-nucleotide messenger RNA. RefSeq lists its product as uncharacterized. The transcript has 8 exons. Gene Ontology annotation, molecular function: NADP binding; flavin adenine dinucleotide binding; N,N-dimethylaniline monooxygenase activity. Bases 311 to 1591 code for a protein of 426 amino acids. Lineage: Eukaryota; Metazoa; Arthropoda; Insecta; Hemiptera; Pseudococcidae. The record is from RefSeq and is a predicted model, not a curated record.